Messenger RNA from Alternaria rosae, 1037 nucleotides. RefSeq lists its product as uncharacterized. The record is from RefSeq and is a predicted model, not a curated record. Gene Ontology annotation, molecular function: gamma-glutamylcyclotransferase activity. NCBI's taxonomy places the organism in Eukaryota, Fungi, Ascomycota, Dothideomycetes, Pleosporales, Pleosporaceae. The transcript has a single exon. Bases 205 to 849 code for a protein of 214 amino acids.
CACCAUUCUGAACCAAACGUCGAAGCACAAGGCAAUUGAACCCAACGCCAAAAGAGCCGUCGUUUUUCUAACACUCAAUACAAGGGCAUUUUCAAACAGCCCAAGUCCGCUGCACAGUGCAUCCCACACAUCAUCUAAAUCUAUAGCCAUCAAGAACGAUCCCACUACCAUCAACGACCCUCAAAGCCAUCAAUACAGCUCAACAUGGCAAACGAUCAAUUCCCCAUCACAUCACAAACCUCACUCACAAUCUACUUCGGCUACGGUUCAAACCUCUGGCUCCACCAAAUGAGUACCCGCUGCCCAACAUCCAGAUACCUAGGCGUCGCCCGCCUACCCAACUACCAUUGGAUUAUCAACGACCGCGGCUACGCGAAUGUCGUCGAAUCCUCCAAGCAAAACUCGACCUCCAAGUCUUCUUACUCUGACGUCGUAUUCGGCCUGGUCUACUCCCUUUUACCAGAAGACGAAAAGAGACUAGACAAGAACGAGGGCGUACCAGUCGCCUACACAAAAGAGAUGCUCACGUGCGAUUUCUGGCCUUCGAACACGGAGCACAAAGUUGAUACUAGCAAGCAUCCGGAGAAGAAAGAGUCUAUGCUCGUUUAUAUUGAUCGGAAUCGUGUUACGCCGGAUAAGCCGCGCGACGAGUAUGUUUACAGGAUGAACCAGGGCAUCGCUGAUGCCAUCAAGUUGGGGGUACCAGAGGGCUAUGUGAGGGACGUGAUGAGGAACUACAUUCCGGCCGAGGAGGAUGGUGAGGGGAAGGAGGGGGACAGGGAGAGAAUGGCGGAGUUUGCCAGGGGGCAGGCGGCAGAGUUUAGGGAUGAGAGUGGUGUGUUUCAAUAACAUGUCGGUUUGGUCAUCACGUCACACGCUAGGAAUAGAAUAGAGAAGGUAUUGAAUGAGUUAACAGACUAGACCACCCGAACAUGAAGCAAGACAUGCAUCACGCGACGAUGCACAAUGUAACGAAACUCAUGGCAAUCCAUGUCCAAGCAAUGAAGCGGUAUCAAGCUAAUGACUUUCUUCGAUGG